GCGCAUUAUGUCAACGGUUGAUUCACGCGGGUUGUCGGUGGAGGUCAGUGUCCGGUUCCGGUGAGUGUCGGUGAGGCCUGAAAGCUCCGGUAACAUGAAGCCGUUGAACCGUUGAAGCGUUUAACGGGAGCUCCGUAGUGCUAACGGUUAGUUAGCGGUUAGCAGCGGUUAGCAGCGGUUAGCAGCAGCACUCCGUCUGCUGUACGUAAGUUUAGCUCUGAAGUUAGCCGGGAAGCUAAAGCUAACUGCCUGUUGUGGUUGUGAAGCCAACGUUAGCUUCAACGGUCACCGUCCAGAGCUGUGACACCACAGAAGAAGAGGAGGAAGAUGGUGUCAGGUAGCGGGGCAGGUAGCGGGGCAGGUAGCGGGGCAGGUAGCGGGGAGAGACUGUCUCUGGAGGACUGCCGCUGUCCGGUCUGUCUGGAGAUCUUCAUGGAGCCGGUUACACUGCCCUGUACACACACCUUCUGUAAGGGCUGCUUCCUGGAGUCGGUGGAUAAAGCCACGCUGUGCUGUCCGCUCUGCAGGAAGAGGGUCUCUACGUGGGCCCGACUGCACAGCAGGAACAACACUCUGGUUAACCAGACCCUGUGGACCCAGAUCCAGACCUCCUUCCCUCUGCAGUGCCAGCGCCGCCUCAGCGGGCAGGACGCCAUCUCUGAUGACGACCCCGGAGUCUCUGUGUGUGUUCCCAGAGUCAGUCAGCCUGGAGAACUGAGACAGGAAUAUGAGGACCAGGUCACCAAACUGACGGAGGCGAAGCGGGUUCUGGAUGAGGAAGAGAGGAGGGCCAGUGAGGAAUACAUCCAGACACUGCUGCAGGAGGAGGAGCAGCUGCAGCAAGAGGAGAGGAGGAGGAGAGAGGAAGAUGAGAGGCUGGCCAGAAUGCUCAGCAACCAACUGAACUCUGAGGAGAAGGUGCCUCCUGUCGAAGUGACUCCAAUGAAGAAAAAGAAGGAAGUCAGUGGAGGGCUGAUUGAGAGGUUCUUGUGUCCUCAUCCAUCUAAAAGUAAUUCUUCAGACUGCAGCUCCGCCUCAAGCUUUAUGGCCAACAAGGAGAACAUCCUAGUAUCCCAGCGUCCUCCUCCUGAACUGGACUAUUAUGGCGACUCUCCAGACCUCCAUCCAGUCUCUGAGGGUGCCCAGCUGGACCCCAGGACUCAGCUGAGUGGGGACAGAGGACCUUCAUCGUCCAAGAGGAAAAGCUCGGAGCUCGAGGAGGAUGAGGAGGUGUCCAAACGAAUCUGUCGCUCCCUGCCCUCCUCGUCCUCCUCUUCCUCCUCCUCUGGGCCAGGGUUGGGGGCGUCGGACCUGCAGGCAGUCUCUGAGUGGGAGAUGGAGCUGCAGAGCAGACAGCAGCAGGAGGAGGAGGACCGCAGACUGGCUCUACUCCUGCAGAAGGAGCUGGACCAGGAGGAGAAGCAGAGAGCCACCGACAGACGUAAAGGAUCCUCUGAUGCCUACUUGCUCCGCCAGAACCGCCACCCCCCAAGAAAGAGCUCUUCCAGCCCCUCCUCUGCCUCGUCUGCAAAGACUGCAUCAUCCUCCUCCAGGGGAAGCAAACAGACCACUCUGACCCACAUCUUCUCCAGCCUCAGCAGCUGAACCCUCGUCAAGUCCGAAUGCCUUCACUUCCUCACUGCCCCUUUCUCCUCCUUCUGCUUCAGUCCCAGUGUCCCUCUACCAACAGAGUCUGAGUGCCUUGACCAUCUGUCUGUUCUCUCUCUCUCUCUCUCUCUCUCUCUCUCUCUUCGCUGUAAUCACUGUGGAGACACUACAUGGCCAGAAAGAAGUGGACAGCUGAACAUUGCCACCUCCUGUCAGAAAGGGAACCUGGACUCAUCAGAUCUGAACACUAACUGGGCCGUCCACAGACAUUUGGCCAGAUGUUGAGAAACUGAACCAAACUUCAUUUAUUUUUCAUUUAAUUUUACACUUUAUUAGUUUGAAGAAGUUUAGAGUCAGAAAUAUUUAGUUUUUAGUUCUUCUGAAGGUAUAUAUUGAUAUAUUGGUAUAUUGAUCACCACCCAGCCAGAGUUCAAUGUAUCAGUAACCAGAGAGGACUGAACAUGUUAACGUGUUACCAUGACAACUGCACACAUUGAACACGUUAAUGCUGCGUUCAGGUUUUCUUGUUUCAGCCUCCAGACGGAGUUAAUAUGAUCAAUAUGAUCAAUAUAUCAGCUUGAAUGUUGAUGUGAGACGUUUCUGCUUUAAUUCAGAAUCAGGUUUUCUUCAGUUUCACAGUAAUCAGUGAUAUCAUCAUACAACAGUGGUAACUAACAGUUAACUGAGCUGACUGUUAAUGGACACUAUCACUGUGUACUGACUGACUAACUGUUCCCAGAGAAUAAACUGUAUAUCUGUGAUUUACAGCCUGCAGGGGGCACUGCUGUGACUGCACUCUCAUACAAUGAGAAAUAAAGAGUUUUUUUAUUGUCUGA
Molecule: messenger RNA, 2444 nt
Organism: Dicentrarchus labrax (European seabass)
Lineage: Eukaryota; Metazoa; Chordata; Actinopteri; Moronidae
Gene: rnf168
Product: ring finger protein 168
Exons: 8
Coding region: 328-1605 (425 amino acids)
Biological process (GO): double-strand break repair; protein ubiquitination
Cellular component (GO): nucleus; site of double-strand break
Molecular function (GO): nucleosome binding; ubiquitin-protein transferase activity; metal ion binding
Source: RefSeq, a predicted model, not a curated record